AUGCGGAGUCAAGGCAUCAAAAUCAAGAAGAUCAGUCGGCUCUACGAAACCCAACCCAUGUACUAUGAGAACCAGGACGCUUUUCUCAACGGCGUUGUUGUGAUCGAGACCAGUCUGCAACCCCUAGAACUGCUUGACGUCCUCCAACAAAUCGAACUAGAGCAGGGUCGAAGAAGGGACAUUGAGAAGGGACCAAGAACUCUGGACCUCGAUGUCAUCCUCUAUGGGGAUGACCAUAUUGACCAUGAUCGACUCAAGGUUCCUCAUCCUUUGAUGCUGGAGCGAGAAUUCGUCCUGCGACCUCUUUUGGAUGUCCUCCCCGAGCACAACAUGCUGACUCCAGCUCCCACACUUACCGAUUCACCAGCUCAGACUCAAGUCUCGAUCAAGGACGCAUUGAGUAAGAUUAGCAGUCCAGACGAAACAAUGUAUCCUGUCACGUGCUUGUCAGGGAAGUCGCCCUUGAUGGUGCCGGCAUCGGCUCGGCCCACGAGCAGAACGCUUGUAAUGGCGAUACUUAAUAUCACACCUGACUCGUUCUCUGACGGAGGCGAUUUGACAACCCACGGAAGUGAAUUCGUGGCCCAUUAUGCUGAAAAAGUGAUACACGAUGGUGCCACAAUUCUUGAUAUAGGGGGGCAGUCCACACGGCCGGGCGCGCAGUUAAUUUCUGCUGAGGAAGAGCUUGCACGUAUUCUACCUGGGCUUGAAGCCAUACGUUCUGUUCCUUCAGUUUCAUCCGGUCAAGUUCUCGUCAGUGUUGACACUUUUUACGCCUCAGUCGCACGAGGCACUUACGACAAAGAUAUGUUAUCGACAGCUGCAGAGCUGAAAAAGCCCAUCAUUCUCAUGCAUAUGCGCGGUACACCUCAAACCAUGGGCAGAUCCCACUUUCACGACUACACUUCACUUGGUGGCGUCGUGCCUGGAGUUGCGAAAGAGCUAGCUUUUCGGGUUGAGGCAGCACUGGAAGCUGGUAUAACACCCUGGCGAAUCAUGCUCGAUCCAGGUCUAGGUUUUGCCAAAUCGGCUAUGGGAAGCAUUCAGCUGCUGAGAGCCGGACCAGUAGGGCUUGUGACAGCGGAGCCAAGACUUGGUGGUUAUCCGUGGUUGAUUGGGCCGAGUCGGAAGGGGUUCAUAGGCAGGGCCACUGGAAUUGUGAUGGCUAACAGCAGAGACCAUGCCACAUGUGCUUGCAUCACGACCGCAAUCGCAACUGGUGCUGAUGUUGUACGCGUUCACGACGUCAGGAGUAUGGUGCAGGCAGGUAAGAUGGCUGACACGAUAUUCCGCGAUGUUUUGAGCGCAGAUCUCCAGAAAGAUGUUGACAUGGCCAGGAAGGGAUCUGAAAAGUCUCAAGAAAAUGUAUAG
Molecule: messenger RNA, 1371 nt
Organism: Lithohypha guttulata
Lineage: Eukaryota; Fungi; Ascomycota; Eurotiomycetes; Chaetothyriales; Trichomeriaceae
Gene: FOL1
Product: trifunctional dihydropteroate synthetase
Exons: 2
Coding region: 1-1371 (456 amino acids)
Biological process (GO): tetrahydrofolate biosynthetic process
Cellular component (GO): mitochondrial envelope
Molecular function (GO): dihydropteroate synthase activity; 2-amino-4-hydroxy-6-hydroxymethyldihydropteridine diphosphokinase activity
Source: RefSeq, a predicted model, not a curated record